Messenger RNA from Electrophorus electricus (electric eel), 1021 nucleotides. It is a transcript of the gene kcne4, whose product is annotated as potassium voltage-gated channel, Isk-related family, member 4. Gene Ontology annotation, biological process: ventricular cardiac muscle cell action potential; regulation of heart rate by cardiac conduction; negative regulation of delayed rectifier potassium channel activity. The record is from RefSeq and is a predicted model, not a curated record. Lineage: Eukaryota; Metazoa; Chordata; Actinopteri; Gymnotiformes; Gymnotidae. Gene Ontology annotation, molecular function: delayed rectifier potassium channel activity; voltage-gated potassium channel activity involved in ventricular cardiac muscle cell action potential repolarization; transmembrane transporter binding. Gene Ontology annotation, cellular component: voltage-gated potassium channel complex; membrane.
CACAGCUCAGACUGCCUUUAGAAUCCAAAGAGACACGAAGCGAACAAUAUUGAGAACUAUCGAGAAGUGGUAAAGAAAUAGCCUAAAACAGCCGCCACUGUCGUUACCUGUUGACGAUGGAAAGCGCCGGGAAUGCGACCGUGCCUCCCGAACACUCGCCCCAGACGGCGACGAGCUCUUCCCAGUCUUACGGCAGCGACGGUAACGCGUACCUGUACAUCCUCAUCGUGAUGUCCUUCUACGGAGUCUUCCUCGUCGGGGUCAUGUUCGGCUACGUGCGCUCCAAGAGGCGCGAGAAGAGAAGGACGAAUUUGUUCACGCGUCUGCUGCACGAGGAGGAGCAGCGCGAGUGGGGCGCCAGGCAGAAGAAACACAGCUUCGCCGUGCCCGCGUCCUCCGCGCAGUCCCCUUUAGCGCCAGGCACCGGCCGGUGCACGGGUAACCCGCUGGAAGCCAGGGUUCUCUCGCCCCUUGCGUGCGCGCUUUGCUCCGUCGAACAGAGCAGCGUGAGCUCUCUCUGCUCGUCCGCCGACGUCCAUUUCAUUAUCGAGGAGGAGUCGGAGAGUGGACGCGGAGAAGGACCCACGUAUCCGUCGCACGGAGUCUCCGUCGGCACACCGGAUCAAAGCGGCGCUAUGAGUUCCAAACACCCGGCUGUGUCUCGAUUACAUAACGCAUAAAGUUGUUUUAACGAGUCUUACGCGAUCAUUAAAGUACUGCUGCAGGCGAUGCAUUUGGUCGCUGACCCCGUUGGGCCGUACGGACGGCUGACUGGCAUCGCUACCAACCUGGGAGCCACUUGAAAUUCAAAACGUGUUCUAAUAACUUUCGCUUUUUGUCUAUAGUGUCCUCCUCCUGACGGAGAAUAUUUGUAACAACAUUUUUACACAUUUAAAGAUCCUGCAAAUUCUGUUUAAAAUGUUCUGUAUAUAUUGGUUUUAUAACGCUGAUAUUUUUUAUUUAAAAUGGGUAUUGUAUUGUCAGCUCGUCAAAAACGAAAUAAAAUAUUUUUAUGAGCCCA